Messenger RNA from Zootoca vivipara (common lizard), 1440 nucleotides. The record is from RefSeq and is a predicted model, not a curated record. Lineage: Eukaryota; Metazoa; Chordata; Lepidosauria; Squamata; Lacertidae.
AUGGCAAUGGUGCACAGGAGCCUGAAGAAGUCACUAGCCUACUACUGGGGGAACUUUUCUAGGUUAUGCUUUUUCUUAGGACUCUCCAUUGUAUUGUCUGCUAUUAUUUGGAAACAAAGCAAGGAGAAAUGCAAAUGUCCCAAAUGGGAAAAAUCUGGAUUAAAGGUAGGUAACAAAGAAAAGGAGACAAUCAACUCAGGAAAUAUUAUAUUGAAGAAGAAUCCAGAUUUCAAUGUAAUGGAAAGUGCUACAGGUCUCUUACCGAUUCAGUAUAAAUAUCUCUUGGGAUCGCCUCCUUCAGAAAAGAGAUUCUUGACCAUUGGAAUCUCUUCUUUCCACAAAAAGAAGGAACACCUUUUGCUGAAGACAAUUGAUUCCAUUUUCAGCCACUGCCGCCAAGAAGAAUUAAAUCUGAUCACCGUAGUUAUAUACCUGGCCAAUAACGAUUCUAAGUUGAACGAGGAAAACGCCAAGGAGAUGAAGGCUCAGUUUAGUGUGCAUGUGAAAGCAGGAAGGCUGCUUGUCAUACAAAGCUCUCUAGACAGUUACCCUCCUGUGCACUAUCUGAAAGUAGAUCUCUGGGGCAAAAACAUGAAAUAUAAAUCUAAACAGAACGUAGAUUAUGCUUAUUUAGUUAACUUUUGUGCCAAACUCUCUCAGUAUUAUUUGAUGCUAGAGGAUGAUAUUGUCUGUGCCACUGGUUUUGUAUCCAUUAUACAAAGCUAUGUAAGCCAGAUGGAAGAAUCCUGGACCACAAUAGCAUUUUCAAGGCUAGGCUACAUAGGGAAGCUGUAUCAUAGCUCUGAUCUCACCAAACUAGCUCGGUUUCUCUUGAUGUUUUAUGAUGAUAUUCCCGCGGACUGGGUCAUGAUAUAUUUUCAUAAAAUCAAAAUGCAAGGAGAAACUAUUUUCUAUUGGCCUUCUCUCUUCCAGCAUGUAGGGAGACUUUCUUCAUUUCACGAGUUGGAAUUACAACACAUAGAUUCAGAGUUUCAUGAAGAUGCUGAAAGUUUGGGCGAUACCCUUACUGCUUCCUGUUUCACAAACAUGCCGGCAUAUGGAAAUUACAUAAUGGCCAAUGUGUGUCCUCCUGGAAAGGGUGUCUUUUGGGGUAUGAAUGUGACAGCAACAAGCUACUUCACCAUUGUUUUUGACAACCCAAUUAUUCCUCAGAAGAUUCAGAUUUACACAGGGUCAGCCAAAUAUAGCACAGACAUUCUUCAUAAUGGUUUUGUAGAAAAGGGCUGGCUCAAAGUCAAUGUAGAUGAACGUCAAACAUGCCUAUCCUUCAAACGAAUUGGGAAUUUUAAGUCUGGAUAUUUUGAAAUGGUAGAUCAGAAUAAUAAACGUGACAUUGAAUGCCUUCAAAUAAAAGCUAGAGCUCCACAAAAGCACUGGCUGAUGAUAAGGAAAAUUAGUAUUUGGGUGAAGAAGAGUUAA